AUGCGCCCCGGGCGCCGCCGCUGCUGGGCGCUGGCCCUCCUCGGCCUCGGGCUGCCUGCACGUGACCUGCCGCCCGCGGCCGCCCCUCCGGCGGGCUCGGCGCCGCCCCCGCCUGCCUCGCACGGCCACGGCGCCGACGCGGGCCGGCCCCCGCCGCGCGUGCGCGUGUCGCGCACCGCGCGCGGCCUGGAGCUGCACGUCGACGGCACGCUGGCCUCGCUGGUGGCCGCGGGCUCUGGCAGCUGCGGCUCCGUCUGGGGCGCGCUGGCGGCGCCCCUGCUGGCCCUGCCGCCCUGCCGGAGGACCCGCGUGCUGAUCCUCGGGCUCGGCGGGGGCAGCGCCGCUCGAGCGGUGCGGGCGCUGGCGCCGGGGGCGCAGAUCGUGGGCGUGGAGCUGGAGCAGGAGGUGGUGGACGUGGCUCGGUCGCAGCUCGGGCUCGACGACCUGGGCGUGGAGGUGGUGGUCGGCGACGCCCUGGACUUCCUCCAGCGUGAGGGUCGCCGCUUCGACAUGAUCAUCGAGGACGUGAAUGGCGGGGGCUUGCACAAGCCUGGCUGGAUCCCCGUUCCGGGCCACGACCUCUGCGGACGAUUGCUGGCCGACGGUGGCGUGCUGGUGAGCAACACCUUCUUAAACGGGGACAGCGCUUCGGUGGUGGGUGCCCACCUCUCGGCACGAUACCCUGCAGUCCUGCAGAUGACGCUGAGCACCUGCGGCAAUGCCGUGUUUGUGGCCAGCGGUGGGACUUUGAGCGCUGAGCAGCUGAGGGCCGCGGUGACAGGGUCCCCAGUUCUGCGCGACAGCAGCCGCACCAUGGUGAUCGAGGACGCGCGGGAACAUGUGAGGGCCGCGCUAGCCGCGCCUCUGCUUGUGCUGCCCGAGCGUAGGCGGAGGCAGGUGCUGCUUCUCGGGGUGGGCGCCGCUGGUGCGGCCGCACAGCUUGAGAUCCUGGACGGCAUAGAGCUGAUCGUGGGCGACGCCGUGGAGUACCUGGAGGCGGAGCAGCGGCUCUUCGAUGCGAUAGUGGCGGAGGCCUGCUACCAGCAGCAGCCUGCCCGCGCGCUCGAGCUCAUGCAAGGCCGCCUGGGGGACGGCGGCGUGCUGGCGGUCGCCACGGUGUGCGGCGGCGGGCGCGCUGGGGACGACGGCGCGGGCGCCCUGCUGCGGGGCGCGCUCCCAGGCCACCUGCGGGUCUCGCUGCCGGGCGGCUACGUCGUGCACGCGGCCUCGCGCAGCCCGCUCGACGCCGCCGCCUUCCGCGCCGCGCUGGGCCAGUCGCCCUCGCUGGCGCGCAGCCGCGGGGCGAUGCGCAUCGAGCCGCUGGCGCUGCUGGGGCCGCGGUGA
Prorocentrum cordatum is the source of this 1344-nucleotide messenger RNA. Lineage: Eukaryota; Dinophyceae; Prorocentrales; Prorocentraceae. The record is from the annotation of a GenBank genome assembly.